CAUCGUUCGGCUUCCCUCAUAGUCUCUCACAUGAUGAUCAUCGGAGCUCUGUCAUGGCCAUGCUGAUCGUCAUGAUUCGAUGAAGAUUGUGUCACUAAUACUGGCAGGUGCAUUUAUUUACUCUGCCUCCCUCAGUUUUCGGCAAACGCCGUCGGCCUAAUCCGCAGCUGAAGGCACAAAUUUCAUUCUACGCCAGACUAGUUGACUACAAUUUGAUCAAUGUACUUCUACAGAAUAUGUCUCGCCUUAUCUCGCUUGAUCUGAGGACAGUGUAAUGGGAGAAAAUCUCCGACUCGAAAGAUGCAGACCUGAUUGGGAAGUCUGGGCCGGCCUAGACAUUCCACAUGCUUCCAGAACCACCACACUAAUGUAAUGCAUGCUGCAUAUCUUCUGAAGGGCAUUGGAUUUGCUCAAGCCACUUGGUCCCUCUUUCUCGGUGUCUCCGUCAGCGUAAGCAUGUGGUCGUCAACUGAUUAUCGCAUUCGUAUCGCAUCCCUGCAUCACGGAGCGUCAGGCACCCCGAAAUAUAGGUGACAGUGGCUUGGCCUCUCGCGCCAUUCCGACGCCCUGUCUUGGAAUGAUCGUCACGGAAGUGUCCGGAUAGCCAUGAGGCUCACCGGCCUGGCCCUACAAGCGCACUUUGAUCGCUAUGGCCAGUUCAUAUCAUCCUGGUGGAAAGAUAAGCAAAUGGCAAGCGUUGGCCAUCUCUUCAGCCAUUUUGCUUCGUGAUGAUUAUGUACGAAGCGUUAUAUUGUGAGAGGCUUUGGAAUCUUAAUAUAAUUAUGGGGCUUGACGUAGUGAACACUGGUUCCGACCGAUCAGGUCGUUUAAUUUCAAACCUCUGCGGUUAUCAGGAAUGGCUAUGUCAUCAGUUCUCUCUUUCCACUUGUACAGACCUUCUGCAUCCUGCGCG
Molecule: messenger RNA, 913 nt
Organism: Aspergillus vadensis CBS 113365
Lineage: Eukaryota; Fungi; Ascomycota; Eurotiomycetes; Eurotiales; Aspergillaceae
Exons: 1
Coding region: 373-534 (53 amino acids)
Source: RefSeq, a predicted model, not a curated record